AUGAAUUCAAGAAAUGUUACUGCGUUUCUGAUAGUGCAGUUUGGCGUAGCACCAAAAUGGUUCUGCACUCGCACUAGGACAGCACCAGAGCAGAGUCAGUGCAUGUGUACCGAAUUCGCCAUUAUUACUCAUUAUUACUGCUUUUACUGCUUGUUACUACACAGUGGUUGCAGUCCGUCAUAAUUUAAUUGUAAAUCCGUCGAAAUUCCUUGCCUCUCGAAAUUACAGAAUACAAAUAUCCCUCAAUUGAAAUUUCGGUCGGUUAAAUAUAUUAAUUAAAACCCAAUGCAUUGCAGCAAGAUUUCUGACCGCAUUUGCGACAGUAAACAUGCGUAAAAAUAAAUAAUAAAUAAAUAAAUCAUUUUAAUACAAACUCUUUUUCAUAUCGAAUUUACGAUUCAAAUUACGCGCAAUGUACAAGUCGCAGUUUGUCGGUUUGGACGAUAAACCGUGUGAUACAAAAUGCUUAUUGUGUGAUUGUACAUUUGUUCUUCCCACGAAUGAGACAGAUCUUCUUAUACACUUGUUUAAAGUGCAUCGCCUCGUUAUAGCUGAUGUUUGGAAAAUAGCUAAUUUAAGGAGUUAUGUACAUUACUGGAGCAUAAAAUUUAAAGAAACACCAUUGACGACCUAUUGUACUACAAUAUUAAUGGAUUGCACACCGAAUGGACAGCCAAGUAAAAAUGAGCAUUACUUUCUACUUUCUGACUGUCUGUCAGAGGACAAGACUUUAAGAGACGAAAUACAUCGAGCUAAACUAGAAUGGACAUUGACUCAACAAGAAGCUGAACGUGCAGAUACCAGUUUUAAACGCGGCUGUAUAUUUUGCCGUACUGAAAUCUGUGGAUCACGUGCUGAGUACAUAAAACACUUGUACCAGAAGCAUAAUCUUUAUCUUGGCAAGUCAGAAAACUUAGUGUUCGUGGACAAGCUUCUGGACAAAAUUGAAAAUAGCAUUGAAAGUUUGAUAUGUAUUUAUUGUGAGGGAACAUUUAAGGAUCGUAUGGUAUUAAAAGAACAUAUGCGAAAAAAAUUUCAUAAAAGCAUAAAUCCUCAUAAUAAAGCAUAUGAUAAAUUUUAUAUAAACAAUUAUCUAGAGCCAGAAAAGACUUGGGAACGAAAACAGGCUAAUUUGAAAGCAAAACCCGACAUAGGAGGUGGUAGUAGUGAAAAUGAGGAUGAAGGAAAUUCGUGGUCUGAUUGGAACGAUGAAUCUAUCAAAAUAAUAUGUCUAUUUUGUAAUUAUAGCAACAAUGAGUUUACUUGUAUCCUAAGGCAUAUGAAAAAGACGCAUAAUUUUGAUUUUGAAGAAACUGUCAGAGACCUGACCUUUUACCAGAAAGUGAAAAUAGUCAAUUAUAUAAAAAGACAAAUUCAACUAAAACGAUGUAUUUUCUGCGAAACAAAAUCGGACAAUGUCUUGGAACAUAUGAAGAUUCAACAACAUUGUAAAAUUGCUACACAAAACGUUUGGGAUCAGCCAGAAUAUUAUUUUCCUAUGUCUGAAAAUGACUCAUUUUUAUACAAUCUUGAUGCAACUAAUAACAGCGAUGAAGAAAGUGAUAUUGAGAAUCUUACUGAAGCAAUGUGUAAUUUAUAA
This is a messenger RNA of Cyphomyrmex costatus, 1600 nucleotides long. RefSeq names its product zinc finger protein 277. Lineage: Eukaryota; Metazoa; Arthropoda; Insecta; Hymenoptera; Formicidae. The transcript is spliced from 8 exons. The record is from RefSeq and is a predicted model, not a curated record. The coding region runs from base 413 to 1600 and encodes 395 amino acids.